AUGUUUGUGUAUACGCUCGGUCUGUUUGCGGUAGCGCUUUAUCUCGGUCUCCGGUAUGUCUACACGUACUGGGCCCGUCACGGAUUGGCCCACCUGCGUCCCGAGAUACCGUACGGUAAUUUGCGCGCCCUGGCCGAAAAACGUGAAUCGUUCGGUGUGGCCGUAAAUGCACUGUACGAUCGCAGCACGGAACGGUUGGUCGGUGUGUAUCUGUUCUUUCGGCCAGCGAUUCUUGUGCGUGAUGCACACCUUGCCAAGCGCAUUAUGGUGGCCGACUUUCAGCACUUUUACGAUCGCGGUGUGUUUUGUGACGAGCAUCGGGAUCCACUGUCGGCCAAUCUGUUCGCACUGCCCGGAACCCGGUGGAAGCGGUUAAGAGCGAAACUUACACCGACCUUUACAUCGGGCCAGCUGCGACAGAUGAUGCCAACGUUUUUGGAGGUUAGUAAGAAACUUUUCCAUCAGCUAGAACCGUUGGCGGUGGAGGGACGUGUGGUGGAUGUGCGAGAUAUUGCCUCGCGGUACGUGCUGGAUGUGAUUGCGUCGGUUUUCUUCGGCUUCGAGGCGAACUGUUUGCACGAUCCGGAUGAUCCGUUCCUGCGAGCACUGGAGGACAUUAACAAUCCGAACAGCUUCGUGAACAAUAUCCGUUCGGCGGGUGUGUUUGUGUGUCCGGGAUUGUUGAAGUUCAGUGGUCUAAGCUCGUUGCCGCCCGGGAUACGACGGUUUGCGAUGGAAGUCGUUACGCGCCAGAUUGAACAUCGUGAGCGUAACCCGCAGGAGCGGAGGAAAGACUUUAUGCAAUUGCUGAUCGAUUUGCGGCGUGAGGCGGAUUGCGAUGAUGGUGGAUUAACGAUCGAACAGUGUGCUGCGAAUGUGUUUCUGUUCUAUGUGGCCGGUGCCGAUACGUCGACCGGUGUCAUCUCGUUUACGAUGCACGAACUUACGCACAACCGGGUAGCGAUGGUUAAGGCACGGCAAGAAAUUGACGCGGUGCUGGAACGGUACGGAGGUACCAUUAGCUACGAGUGUUUGGCGGAGCUAAAGUAUCUCGAUUUGUGCGUGAAGGAAACGUUACGAAAGUACCCAGGAUUGCCAAUAUUGAAUCGUGUUUGUACCAGGGACUACCCCGUGCCGGAGAGUGAUGUCGUGAUACGGGCAGGUACGCAGGUGAUUAUACCACUGCUCGGUAUUAGCAGGGAUGAGAAGUAUUUCCCCGAUGCCGAGGCUUACAUGCCGGAACGGUUCGAUGAGCAGGCACCGAACCAUGAUCCGGAUGCGUACUACCCGUUCGGUGUUGGACCUCGCAACUGUAUCGGACUUCGGCAAGGAAUCAUACUGUCGAAGAUUGCGCUCGUACUGAUGCUGUCACGGUUCGAGUUUGAAGCCACCGUACCGCAGAAGGUCCGGUUUGAGCCGGCUAAUGUUACGCUUAUGCCGUACGGGGGACUUCCGGUGCGGAUUGCAUUGCGUGCGGAACGUGCUAAAGAACUGUCCGCUAUUUGA
Messenger RNA from Anopheles maculipalpis, 1506 nucleotides. Its product is annotated as cytochrome P450 6d3-like. Bases 1 to 1506 code for a protein of 501 amino acids. The transcript is spliced from 2 exons. Lineage: Eukaryota; Metazoa; Arthropoda; Insecta; Diptera; Culicidae. The record is from RefSeq and is a predicted model, not a curated record. Gene Ontology annotation, molecular function: oxidoreductase activity, acting on paired donors, with incorporation or reduction of molecular oxygen; heme binding; iron ion binding.